UAGUCGCCGCCACACGCGCGGCUGGAAGCACGUGAGGCAGUUGGUUGCAAGAAACAGUCGCUGCCGUUGCCCACGAGCCAGGUACACUGGAAUCGUUAAAUCCUUGCAUUCGCCUGAAAGUCGAGAUAAGAUCCAGUCAUGCUGAGCUAUACUUCCACCAUCAAGAUUUCGAUUUGUCUGCUCGGGGUAUUUGUCGUACAGUCCUGCGGUCACCUAGGGAGCUGCGAGGACCACACCCCGCGAUGCGCCGACUGGGCUCGCCGGGGGCUGUGCCGGCAGAACGAGCUCUUCAUGGCGCACAACUGCCCCGUCAGCUGUGACCUCUGCAUCGACCCCCAGUGCCGUGACCAGGAUCGCAGGUGUUCAGCCUUUGCUCAACAGGGACAGUGUUCAGUCAUUCCAAAUAUGUUGCAGAUCUGUCCGCAUUCUUGCAACAACUGCAAUAUCCCAGUUUUCAAAACUAUUAUCAAUCCGGACUUCCAGUGCGGCGGUCCAGGGAAUGCGCAGAGGAAUAGGCGCCAAGUUCUCUUCCCAGAUGAAGUGGGCCAAAGGAAGCCAACAAAACCUCCGGUAGUGAAGAAAGAAAAACCAAUGAUGAAAGUGGUUGGCAACAUGAACGGCAACAUCAACGUGAACGACACCUUCUGCGGGGCGACGCCCAUCUCCGAUCGCUUCCUUCUGACGGCGGCGCACUGCGUCUUCAGCUCCACCCACACGCCGCUGACGGUGCGUCUGGGCGAGCUCGACUUCGGCAGCGCCAACGAAGCCAACUCGCAGCCCGUCGAUUACGACAUAGAGGAGAUCAUCGUGCAUCCUGAAUACGAACGAGACUCCUUCAGCAGAUACAACGACAUCGCACUCAUAAAGACCAUCCAAACCAUUGAAUUCACGGACCUGAUCUUCCCCUUCUGCAUCAGCGCCGACCGGCCGCGGCACGGAAGCGAGGUCAUCGGGGCUGGCUUCGGCAAGGUCAACUCCACAACGAGAGUGACGCAUCUGCAGGAGGUGGUGCUGAACAUCGUGGGGCCCGCCGAGUGCGAGGGGAUCUACGAGCGGGAGAGCAACCUGCAGCAGCUGAGGCUGUCCUACCCGAACCUGCUGCAAGGGAGAGGCAUCCUGUGCGCCGCUUUCCCAGGCAGGGAUGCUUGCGAGGGCGACUCAGGAGGCCCGCUGUUCACGGAGGACAGCCAGGGGCGGCGGUUCCUCGUGGGCAUCGUCAGCGCCGGCAUCCCGUGCGGCGACGACGGCGUGUCGCUCCUCCCGGGGACUUACGUGAGCGUCGCGGAUCAGAUCGACUUUAUUGACAGCGUCUUGUAUCCUUAAUCUAUAGAAAUUAGAAAGGAUUCGAUGGUAUCUCAAAACACAAAUAGGUUGGAACACACGCACACACACACACACACACACACACACACACACACACACACACACACACACACACACACACACACACACACAUACACACAGACACAGACACACACACACACAGACGAAAAGAGAGCAUGAAAAAAAUCUAUGUAUUUAAAUAAUGUGAAAUAAAGCUAGCUUUGCUGUUAGCAAUGUACAUUUGUGAUUCUUUAUUAAAAAUGUUUGCAUGAGUUUUUUUAGGAUCUGUAAUUUUUUAAUAAAUUUUACCAGUUA
This is a messenger RNA of Penaeus vannamei (Pacific white shrimp), 1638 nucleotides long. Its product is annotated as trypsin-1. NCBI's taxonomy places the organism in Eukaryota, Metazoa, Arthropoda, Malacostraca, Decapoda, Penaeidae. Gene Ontology annotation, molecular function: serine-type endopeptidase activity. Gene Ontology annotation, biological process: proteolysis. The record is from RefSeq and is a predicted model, not a curated record.